AUGAAUGACAUGGUCAAGCUCGAUGAGGACAUGGUCAAAUUGAUAAUCCCCAAAAACGUCCAUGGCUCGAAAGUGCUAAAGACAUGUGUGCGGUGUCGACAGCAUAAAACAAAAUGUGACGCUUUGAUGACGAAUCCUUUACCUUGCACUCGUUGUCGAAAGAAAAACGCUACAUGUAUGUUGGAUACAAUAUCCAAACACUCACAAAGAACCUCGAAUGAUGUCAUUGAAAGACUUACGAGCGAUGUCAUCGUUCUCAAUGAUUUGGUCGAUCGACUAAUUGAGCGCAAAAACACUAUGCUUCAAAUAUUGUCGGAACAAAGCGAGACACGCACAAAAUCUGUGGAUAGACAUGGCCAGACAUCGGAAAAUACGCCACCAAUAUCUCAAAUCCAACUGGUUUUAGCUCUGCCGAUACUGCUGCCUGAGUAUGAACUACCAGACCCCGUCUCUCCGAGCUUCUUUUGCACACUGGCCAAUAAGUCCACGUCGCAGUUUCUGCUAUCAUUAGAUGAGGUACAAAUGCUAUUGAAGAACUAUGAGACCAACUUCAAUCGGUAUCUCCCGAUUCUUCCCGAGCACUUUUUUAACACCAACUCUUUCACUUUCCACCAAGAGAAUGAGUUAUUGUUCUGGAGUAUAAUGCUAACAUCAUAUCUCAAUAACCCUAUACCAAACCUGGUGGGGAAAUAUCAGCAUCUAUCUCAGCAUAUCCAGCUGUUAGUUGUUGAGACAUGCUGGUUACUGACACCUAGACUGGUGUUCACUAUAGCAGCCUUGCUAGUACUCACAACUUGGCCACUUCCUAACAACAAGAUGAAAAUUUCUGACAAUCUAUCGGUCAAGUACAUCUCGGUUAUGCGGUCAUUGGCUCUUCAAUUUGGACUCCACAAGCUUGAGUUCAUUCUGGAAUUCAGUCACAAGACGAAUGUAACCAUACUGAAGGAGGAAAGUACGAACGACAUUAUUCGCGGGCGGAUUUACAAGUUCAUCAACAUCAACUCGAAUUACUGGCUUAUAUUUUUGGGUUUAAGUAACAACAACUACAAUGGAUUUACCCAGGACUAUAUUGUCAACAAAGCUUCAACAUUAGACUUGAAAAAACCGAAUAAGUCGAACCUGGACGUUGACUUGUAUAUCAACAAACUUUUGAAGAUAUCCAUGAUACAACUGAAGUUGAAUGCCAAUAUGAACGACUUGAUAUGCAAUAACGAAAAAGAAGUGAAUUUUCUCCACCCAUACCAAAUCAACGCCCUGAGAAUGAUCAACAUAAAAGCUUUUGAAGUGAUUCUUCUGGACUUGUACCGAGACAGUGAUCUCCCAGAUAGUUGGCAGAGAAUGCUUAAUGUUUCGCUUGAGUAUAGUCGACUUCAAGUUUUCAUAUAUCUGCUAGCUCCAUCAGAGCACAUUACCUUGAGCGAUUACAAGAAUUUCAUGAUAAAAGCCAUUCAAGCAUGCUUUGGUAUAUUAGAUGGAGUUUUUGAGCUGGAUCUUUCAUUUCAACAGCUCCCUAUACAUUAUCGUUUUCCAGUUGAGCUUGCGGUGGAGACUUUGUUGCGGGUUUACAAGUCACCACUUCUCGACUCCAUCAAUGACUACCAGACAAUCAAACAGAAAUUUCAAUCAGCCAUCAAGUAUAUUAUGGGGGAAACGAAAUGGCUGUUUAAUAACCAGCGUUUAUCGACAAUUUUACGCAAGUUCGAUAUGGUGGACAACAGAUUCAUUAUGGCUAAGUCAUUGUCGUUUUUUCUCAUUCAUAAAAUGAAGAACUACUUGACACUGAGUUUGACCUAUGAGAUGAUUUGGUUCAUUUAUGAGUAUGAAAAGAAGCAGGACUCAUGUUCGUACGAUUCCAUUGACUGGUCUUCGUACGGAAUUUUGAGAGAUUCAACAAUCUACAAUUUCAUGUCGCGUAAUGAAUCAAUAUUUAACUAA
This is a messenger RNA of Diutina rugosa, 1935 nucleotides long. RefSeq names its product Sef2p (gene SEF2). Gene Ontology annotation, cellular component: nucleus. The transcript has a single exon. NCBI's taxonomy places the organism in Eukaryota, Fungi, Ascomycota, Pichiomycetes, Serinales, Debaryomycetaceae. Gene Ontology annotation, molecular function: DNA-binding transcription factor activity, RNA polymerase II-specific; zinc ion binding; transcription cis-regulatory region binding. Gene Ontology annotation, biological process: regulation of DNA-templated transcription. Bases 1 to 1935 code for a protein of 644 amino acids. The record is from RefSeq and is a predicted model, not a curated record.